CUUUACUACAAUUACCACACACACACUAACGGGUCAAAAGGUUUAUUAAGAUAUAAUAAUUAAAAUGUUCAUGUGGACAUGUAGCACAUUUUUAUUGUAAGUGAAUGAUAUUAAGGGAAACAUCAGAUUAAUAAAGAUCACAGAGCGGUUACUUUUCAAAUCCCGUGCGCACGCGCAGCUCGAGUUAAAUUUAAAUCCCACGCGCAUGCGCAGUAGCGGCUUUUCUUCAGCCACACUGCGCUACAUUGUGCUGCCGGAGGAGCGGAGCUGUUUCUCGGUGACGGUCGCUGGACAUCCGCGCAGAGCUCCGUCUCCUCAACACCACGCUCCAUAAAGUGCCUCGUGUUUGUUUCCUUUUGCAUUCCGGUUCAUUUCGGAGCCUUAAAUGGACCCCAGAGUGGCGUGGAUUCAGCCUGAGCAGAAAGGACCAGCCAACGCGCUGUGGAUGCACAUCUGGGAGACAUCACAUGGGUCACGGACCUCUAACACCUCACACAACCCUCUGCUGAUGAAGACCUCCGACACCUCACACGACCCUCUGCUGAUGAAGACCUACAGCUCCAUCAGCCCUCAUCACGUGAUGAAGACCUCCAGCUCUAUCAGCCCUCAGACCCUUCAGGUGAUGAAGACCUCCAGCUCUAUCAGCCCUCAGACCCUUCAGGUGUCGCCCACUUUUAUUCUUCCACCUCAGUUUGAUCACCGCAGUCUGACUGCACUGAAUGGCACUUGUACAGGAUCAGGGAAGACAAGUUCCUCACCUAAAAAUGGCUCCUUAUCUCCGUCGUCCUGUUCUCUGGACUCCGAGACGGACAGUCCCAAAUCAGACUCUUGUGACAGCACAAACACCCACCAUCUUCAUCCUAGAGUCUUUUUCAGCUUCAAUGAACAGCACAACAUCAAUGACUAUUUACAUCAGCACCAACAGCAGCAUUUGCAUCUCCAAGCACAUCUUAACCAACACCAUCACCGCCAUCCAUCCCAGAACUUCCCUCAAGUACCUGACCACAACCACCACCACCACCACCAUCCAGCCAGGAAGAAGGGUGAGAACAAGACCAGCACGUGUGGGGUCAAUUACCUGCUCACCAACUCCAACGGUAACCUCUUCUGCCCUGGGACGCCAUGGAAGACCAGGAGAUAUAGUCCAGGAGUGAACGGCCUUCAUGAAGAGAUCGUGGACUUCUAUGCCUUCAUGUCCCCCCGGCCUGAGGAAGAGGCCAUGAGGAGAGACUUUUCCUGUUAGUGGUUGAAUUUUGAAAAUGUUUAACCCUUAAAUCAUGUGUUUAGAGUGCGAGGCACAGCUUAUGAUGACAAUCACACAGACAGCAGCAUGUUUGUCAUUACUUUGUAUAAAACUGCUAACGUUACUGCUAACGCUAACUCCGGGUACGUUCACACGUCCCAAAGACAACGAGACCAGAGAGUUCAUUAUAAACGAGACCGUCGGUGACGAGAUGCGUUCAUGUCGUGUGACGUGACAAAGCUGAGAAACGUUGAGCAACUCUGUGUACUGACUCCUUCCUGAAGGUUUCAUUCUGUGGUAAGAAAACUGAUUUGUUGUCAAGAGCGAGAACACAUUCAGGAGUCUUCAUCACUGUACGUGUGAAUACGGGAACGUGAGUGUUAGUUAGUGGACGUUGCUUUCCAUCCAUCAGACGUACGUAGAAAGUUAGUGUGGUGUUUCUGCUGCUUCUGCACGUGUAUGUAAGGGGCUUUUUACCCCUGGGCACUUCCUGCGUGUUCUGUGAUCCGAUAUCUACCCCAUGGUAAAAAGACCAGGUCUAAAUGCCCUCUGAAACGUUUUGGA
This is a messenger RNA of Tachysurus fulvidraco (yellow catfish), 1807 nucleotides long. RefSeq names its product terminal nucleotidyltransferase 4A-like. NCBI's taxonomy places the organism in Eukaryota, Metazoa, Chordata, Actinopteri, Siluriformes, Bagridae. The record is from RefSeq and is a predicted model, not a curated record. The transcript is spliced from 2 exons. The coding region runs from base 386 to 1243 and encodes 285 amino acids.